AUGUGACGCCAGGAACUUCCGGGAAGUAUCGGAACUUCCGCUGUCGCGACUCUCAUUAAACGGCUCUGGACGAUCAGACGUUUCUCCGUCAUUCCGAUCAGCUGUGCGGGAGAACCGGGCGCCACACGACCGUCGUGCACGUUCGAACAACAGACAUGGGCCGUCUCCCGAUCCGCCGCCUUCGUUGUCUCCUGCUGAUGGUGGCGUUGGCCUGUCGGUGUCCUGCAGCCAGUGGCCUGUUUGAUUGGCUGCGGCGGACGGAGGCUCCACCCGCUUCUCCUCCUCCUCCUCCUCCAGCAGCAGCUGACGUCGCUCCGGCGCUUCUCGCAAAGGACGCUCGGUUUGAAAUGGCCACGGUGGACGAGAAGUUUCUGGCCGAGGCGAAGCAGAUGGAGCUGAGCCCGUUGGACGGAUGUCACCACAAGGUGGUCGCCCGGCUGCGGGCGAGCUGCGACAGCCUCUCGGAGGAGCAGCUCGCGAAGCUCGGCGCGGAACUGUUCAACUGCCAGGCGGAGAGCGAGGGCCGUGGGACCUUCCCCUGCACAGACCAAAUGUCUUUGAAGGAGUGCACGGCGGACAUGGACUCGGACACGUGGAACGCCUACCACAUAGUGAGCAACCGGGCGCGCUCCGUCUGCUACGCGACUCGCCAGCAGCUGUUCCGGCGCCGGGCCGAGCUCACGGUCAACGCUCUGAUCUCCACCGCCACCAGCCAGCUGGACGCCAUGAAGGACCUGAAGGACGGCCAGCUGGAGUUGCGGGAGCUGACGGCCGCCUCCCUGGACAAGCUGCUGGACGGCCACAGCGCGCUGCAGAGCCAGCAGGGGCGGCUGUCCGAAGGCCAGGGGCAAAUGGAGAGCUCGCUGAAGAACAACCUGGAGCGUCUGGGUCAGGAGAAGGCCCUCAUCGCCUCCGGACAGGAGCUGGUGGCGCGGCUCAUUCAGGGCAUCACAAAGAGAAUGGAGAACGUGAGCGAGCAUCUGCAGGUCCACGGCUCGGAGGUGCAGGACGGCCACAGGGCCAUCGUCAAGGACCUCGCUGACGUCCGACACCAAGCUCAAGACAUCUACCAGAAGAUAGACCACAGCAUGUCGGAGUUCCUGCAGUACCAGGACCAGACGUCGCAGUACUACGCCGACCUGAUGGACAAGCUGGAGCGCAUGAACAGCACGCUGGGGUUCAUGCUGCACUACAUGGACGACAUGCAGCGCCGCAUAGGGGAGAGACUCCACGUGAUCCAGGGCUACCUGGGCUGGGCAGGUUUGAGCCUGACGGCCAUGUGGACGUGCGUCGCGCACGCCACCUACUUCGUGCUGUGCGCGGUGCUGCUGACGUUCCUGCGUUGUCCCGGUUUCUCCCGAGCGGUGCUGCUGCUCACCGUGCCGCUCAACGCGGCGGCCGAGCUCCACCAGCAGCCGGCGCUGGAUCUCCGCGGCCUCAGCCUGCUGCUGCUCGCGCUCUCUCUGGGUCACUGGUUCGUCAAUCGGCUGUGGGCGUGUUUCCGUCUCGGAGGCAAGCCGGCGGCCCCGCUGCCGCUGGCCCCGUGUGCUGCAGCGGAGCCGCAGAGGCACCAAGUUCCAUCCUGCCGCUCGUAUCCACCGUCCUCCACUCCGCAGAAAGAUGAAACGGACGAGCUCGUGGAGCGCGACGACAGCUUCCUGUCAGGAAACCUCGGCAUGUCCGCAGUGUCUCCUCCUCCUCGUCACAGGAAGCCGAUGCCGGAGUCCAGGUUUGUGCCGAUAAUCGGCGGAUCCGACAACCAGUCGACUCCGAGACUCUCGUCGCGGCUCCAGUCAACAGCGCCUCCGAUUGACAACAUACCUCCGAGGAACUUGGGGGGAAUCUUUGACGCUGUGAACGACUCGCGCGAUUUCGCGAAUGACUCCCGGAGCGCGAGUCCGACCCCGUCGCUCGUCAGCAACAGCUCUGUGUCGGGCCGUCAGCUGUGCAAUGGAAUCACCAAGACGGGGAAGGCCUGUAAGAAGAGAGCCGUGCUGGGACAGGAGUACUGCCGAGUCCACGAAGGAGGACACGCCUCCUACGUUCACUCCUGAACACGUUCCGACCGUUCCACUGUCUGUGGUCGAGGGGAGUGAAGCGUCACUGGCCUUAGGUUCAGUCCUUCAGCUUUGCGUUAAAAAAUGUGCUUUCAUAUUUUUAUUUUCAUGUUGUAGUCUUUUUAAAUGUACAUUUUUAAGCGAAUAAAUUAUUUCUUCACCUGUGAA
Messenger RNA from Scophthalmus maximus (turbot), 2225 nucleotides. RefSeq names its product brambleberry (gene bmb). The record is from RefSeq and is a predicted model, not a curated record. Bases 156 to 2054 code for a protein of 632 amino acids. Lineage: Eukaryota; Metazoa; Chordata; Actinopteri; Pleuronectiformes; Scophthalmidae. The transcript is spliced from 13 exons.